Messenger RNA from Ficedula albicollis (Collared flycatcher), 3973 nucleotides. It is a transcript of the gene NPR3, whose product is annotated as natriuretic peptide receptor 3. The annotation marks the transcript as partial. Lineage: Eukaryota; Metazoa; Chordata; Aves; Passeriformes; Muscicapidae. The record is from RefSeq and is a predicted model, not a curated record. Gene Ontology annotation, molecular function: peptide hormone binding; natriuretic peptide receptor activity. The transcript has 8 exons. Gene Ontology annotation, cellular component: membrane. Gene Ontology annotation, biological process: vasodilation; regulation of blood pressure.
GGGCGGGUGCGGCCGGCCAUCGAGUACGCGGUGCGGAGCCUGCGGGAGAGCGGCGCGGGUCUGCCGCCCGGCUACGCCUUCCAGCUCACCUACGAGGACUCGGCGUGCGGCAACCGCGCCCUGUUCAGCCUGGUGGACAUGGUGGCCCUGCAGCGCCGCCGCCCCGACCUGCUGCUGGGGCCGGUGUGCGAGUACGCGGCGGCGCCGGUGGCGCGGCUGGCCGCGCACUGGGACGUGCCCAUGCUGUCGGCGGGCGCGCUGGCCGCCGGCUUCGGCGCCAAGGGCGGCGAGUACUCGCACCUCACCCGCGUCGCGCCCGCCUACGCCAAGAUGGGAGAGAUGCUGCUGGCCCUCUUCCGCCACCACCAGUGGAACCGGGCCACGCUGCUCUACAGCGACAGCAACCCCGAGCGCAGCUGCUUCUUCGCCAUGGAGGGCGUCCAUGUGGUCUUCCAGGAGGAGGCAUUUCACAUGGCCGUGCACAGCUUCGACGAGACCAGCAGGCACCUCGACAUCGACGACGUCGUCCGCGCCCUGCAGACGGGCGAGAGGGUUGUAAUCAUGUGUGCCAGCGGUGACACUAUCAGGAACAUCAUGUUGGCUGCUCAUCGGCAAGGAAUGACCAACGGGGACUAUGCUUUCUUCAAUAUUGAACUCUUCAACAGCUCAUCAUAUGGAAAUGGCUCUUGGAGAAGAGGAGACAAGUAUGACCUUGAAGCCAAGAAAGCAUACUCAUACCUCCAAACUGUCACUCUGCUGAGGACUGUGAAGCCUGAGUUUGAGAAGUUUUCCCUGGAGGUGAAAAGUUCUGUUCAGAAACAAGGUCUUCAUGAAGAUGAUUAUGUGAACAUGUUUGUGGAAGGAUUCCAUGAUGCAAUCCUUCUUUAUGCUCUAGCUUUACAGGAAGUCCUCAAGAUUGGUUUCAGUAAGAAAGAUGGGGAAAAAAUUGUUCAACAAACACGGAACAGAACAUAUGAAGGCAUUGCAGGGCAGGUGUCCAUUGAUGCCAAUGGAGACAGAUAUGGGGAUUUCUCUGUGAUUGGAAUGACAGACCCGGAGGCAGGCACACAGGAGGUGAUCGGGGACUACUAUGGGAAGCAGGGGCGAUUUGAGAUCCGAUCGAAUGUGAAAUACCCGUGGAACCACGGCAGGCUGCGGCUAGAUGAAAGCAGAGUUUCAGAGCACACAAACAAUACACCGUGUAAAUCAUCAGGUGGUCUAGGAGAAUCAGCAGUUACAGGAAUUGUUGUGGGCGCCUUGCUUGGAGCAGGAUUGCUAAUGGCUUUUUACUUCUUCAGAAAGAAAUACAGAAUAACUAUUGAGAGACGAACUCGACAGGAGGACUGUAACAUGGGGAAGCAUCGGCAGUUACGUGAAGACUCCAUUAGAUCUCAUUUUUCUGCUGCAUAAAGAAGAUGAAAAAGAAUCCCAUUCUUCCUAGGGAAAAUAAAGAAUUAGAGAAGAGGACACAACCAAAGACAUCAGUGUAAAAAGAAGAGGCUCUUGAAGAACUCACUCUUUUAAGCAGUAAUUUUGUCUUAAUUUCUUUCAGAAGCUCAGGAAUGAUUUACUAAUCACAUUAUGCCACAUGGCCUUUCAUCUCAUGAGUAAAGAAAAUUAUGCAGUUUGAUGUUAUAGGAUGUACUUAAUAUGUAAAGACAGCAUUUCCUAAGGCAUAUAUUAAGGCUAGCAGAUCUUGGUUUAGUUGAUGGGGAAUGCCUCGUUUUGUUCCUUUUUUUCUUUUUUUUUAGCUUCUACCACCUCCUUCCGUAUUUGCAUCUCACCCAUGGGUAUCAAAUAUGGUUUCAGAGGCACAGGUGCUGGUUGCUGUCAAAAGGAAAAAAGGGAUUCAUUUGGGGUACGAUCCUGCAUCACUGAAUCACUGACUGAUAACAGGGGAUAUGAAAUUUGGUGUACGGGCCUUAGUUCUGGGAGGGAACUGGCACUUGGUUGUAAUUAAUUCCACUGAGAAAGUCAGGCAGGUGGAAACACACAAACCAUUCUUUCCUUGUUUGUGUGGCAUUACGCACAAACAAAAGCACUGUUUCCCCCUCUUAGCUGGUGGGACUUAGGAAAAACUCCAGAGAAGGAUGAGGAGUUUCACACAUGAAGUAGUGACAGAGAAGACAAUCGGGUCUCUGGAGAGGACUGGUUAAUUCCUCAGUCUUUUAUGUGCUUUGUCACUCUUUUCUGUCCACUGCCAUGACUUUUCAGAGGGGCAGAUGUAGUCCAUGUCAAGCCUGCUCCUGUUCCCAGUGAAGUCAAUGGCCAAGUCCCAUUAACUUCAGUGAGCACAGGACUGCAUCCGUAACUGUAAAUAUGAAAGUGUUUGUAUAGCUGAUGCAAUUCAAAAGGGGAUUUUUUUUGUGUGUGUAAAAAUGACAUUCCAUGCUACCAUUUUAUUUUUUAGGAUAUUUUUAAUCUUGUAUUUUUCUAUUAAAGUAUCUAUUUUUGCUUUGGUAGGAUUAAAAAUUAAGGAAGAGGAUGUUUUGAAGACAUAUUUUUUAUGAUAGGAGUAAUACGCAGGGAAAGUCAACAGCUGUAGAUACAUUUUAGAACCAGUAUUUAGGGGAGGAGAAAUGACUUUGUGGAUGGUGGUAGACUUUUUGCUCCACUUUUUUCUCCAGGCAUGCGCAACAUUCAAACAGUUACUUAAACAACACAAAUGCAGUUCUUGAAUUGUCUAUGUGAUGAUCACCCUGAUGCUGUAAAUAAUGCGUUUUUCACAUGUCAGAGUCCUAUAGAAGUUGGUGAGAUUUUAUUAUCCUUGUAUGUACAAUUAAACACCCAAGGAACUACCUUCAGGAGUCGUGUGUUAAACGCUGUUUGGAGUGGACUUUAAUCCUGCUGCCAUCAGUAUCCUGGAAAUUCUGCCAUUUAUUUUGCCAGGAUCAAAACUGAAUCUGUGUUGAAUUAGCUACUGACAGGUUAUUUUAUACUAGACAAAGGAGAGCUUUGCACUUUGUAGUCAACAAAUGGAAAUGAGCAGUACUUAUUGUGGUGAAGAAGACCCAUUGAAAUAUUGUCUGUUGGGAAACAGAGCUGUGGCUAGGGUUCUAAGAGUUGAUAAAAUAUUUCGGUUUAUUCUAUUCUGAUUUCAAAAGCAGAGCUUUCUGGUCGCAGCAGUUCUAGUCAGACUUGAAAGUUAAUUUCAAAACUGGCUCUAAAGCCUGAUUUCUACAAAACUUCUAGGCCCUGAAAUGCCAGACUACCAGUUCUGAGAAACCACUUUGGGAUACCUGGGAGUGAAGAGGAAAAACUCACUCUGUCUCCUUUCUGCCGCCUUUUAUUUGUUGUUGGACAUGCUUUUUUCCUUAUAUUCAACUUUACUCUUAGCAUAUGGAGGGUUCAUCACCUGCCCUUGUGAUAUACUGUCCUGUGUCCCGGGCAGCCAGAGGGCAAAGCUGCCUGACUGCCAGGGCAGCUCCAGUACAGGAGUCGAUUUCCAGCAUCCCAUUUCCCAGUCUGGGCCUGUGUGACUUCUGCAAAGGUGCUUUAGCCAAAGCAGCCCUGAUCAGUGGAUAGUUUUCUGAAGUAUUCUCCUUACUUCAAGGGCACCAGAGAAGAAUGGUAUUCUCUUUAUAUCAUGGACAUCAGAAGUAGGCUUGAGCAGCAUUCAUACUGCUAUGGACUUGGGGAGGAAAAAAGACUUCCUGAUUAGUUUCUGGGUUUUUUUUUCCCCCAAGCAGUUGAGUUUGUCUAGCCCCUGGGCAUGCUUAAGGUUUGGGAUUUUUUCAGAUACUUUCCAAAGUGGUUUUGAUCUACUUCAGGUUUUGCUAAUAGGUCUUUCAUAUUUUGAAUUUCUUUUACACAUUUGACUACUCUGCCACAGAGUAAAAGGCAAGGAAAAUUUUUAAAAAUGUACCAAAAAGAGGGUAUGAUUUGAAGCAUAAGCUUUUUUGGAAAAUUAUUUUUGUUGUGACUUGCUUUGCAGUAUGAACUAGUACUCAAACAGUGGCUAGUUUGGAACCAA